AUGGAAUUUUUCAACAACAUUAAUUUAGAAGAAUACUUAUCACAAACAUUUCAAUAUCAAAAUGGUCUUAAUAUUAUGGAUAAUUUCCUUGAUACAAAUGUGCCAUCAAUGUCACCAUCGCCCACUCAUCGUUACUCCGUAGCAACAUCACCCGUUUCACCCUCAUCAUCUAUCGAAUCGAAAGGUACUUGCAAGGCAAAACGCAUACGUACAGCAUUCACCAGCAAGCAACUGAUUGAAUUGGAACGUGAAUUUCACAUUAACAAAUAUUUAUGCCGUCCUCGGCGCAUUGAAAUUGCCGAUCGUUUAGAUUUAACCGAACGCCAAGUAAAAAUUUGGUUUCAAAAUCGUCGCAUGAAGAGCAAGAAGGAUGCCUCUAAAACUCCAAAAGAUUACAACAAACUGCGUAGCUGCUCCUCAGCAUCUGCCCAGCAAUACAAUCAGAGUUCGGAAAAUAUACCUUUAUUUUUGGUUAACCCGGAAAAUUCAACUGUUAAACAAGAACCUUUGGAGACCUUAUUAAUUCCCAGUUUCAAUCAACAAUAUAAAGUAUCUCCACAGACAUCGCCCAACAGUCUUAAUGAAUCGACUUAUAUAAAUACCGAGCAACAAUAUCAAACUACAUUCAAUUCACCACCAGAAUCUAUGGAAUACUUGGGAUCAUCUGCGGAAUCUCUGUCUCAUAAUGAUUCCUUCUUCAAUACAACAUCUUCACUGUUUAAUGAUUACCAACCACUUCCUUCUUUCAAUGAUCAAAAAGAUAUUUUGGAUUACCUAAUGUCGGAUAAUUUGCCAAACGAACAGACUUCUGUGAAUGGCCUCAACAAUACAUUGUCCACCACCACCACGUCAUCAUCAUCAGCAUCUACAAAUUUUAGUUCUUUACAAUUUGACAUCGAUUUUGAUUUUGUACAAAAUCUCUUGAAUAUGUAA
Molecule: messenger RNA, 933 nt
Organism: Calliphora vicina (urban bluebottle blowfly)
Lineage: Eukaryota; Metazoa; Arthropoda; Insecta; Diptera; Calliphoridae
Gene: zen2
Product: zerknullt-related
Exons: 2
Coding region: 1-933 (310 amino acids)
Biological process (GO): regulation of transcription by RNA polymerase II
Cellular component (GO): nucleus
Molecular function (GO): DNA-binding transcription factor activity, RNA polymerase II-specific; RNA polymerase II cis-regulatory region sequence-specific DNA binding
Source: RefSeq, a predicted model, not a curated record